This is a messenger RNA of Serendipita indica DSM 11827, 567 nucleotides long. NCBI's taxonomy places the organism in Eukaryota, Fungi, Basidiomycota, Agaricomycetes, Sebacinales, Serendipitaceae. The record is from the annotation of a GenBank genome assembly.
AUGGCAACGCAGACACCGCCUUUCUACAUUUUAAUCUCACAGUCAUCCCCAGGCAGACCAGUUUCCCUUGCGCAUCCGACCGUCCAGUUGCACUAUGCAGACGAUCCACCGACCGCGCUCCUUCCAACGGCAGAGCAUCCAAAUAUACUCAUCUUAGAGCCAUCUAUGCACAUCCAAGAGACUUCUACGUCUGUCUUUCAGAGCUCGAGCCCGCCAUCCGCGACCGGGAAUUCGACGGCGACCAUCACUCCAUCCAGUAAUAAUCAUCAGGCCCCAGUGGUUCACAGUCUAUCUCCAAACCUUGCUGUCACCGCAGUCCGUGUCGCUCAGCCACCAGCAGCCGCGGUCGCGUACGCUACUGCCCACGGCCACGAUCCAAGCAUCUACAUCAUCGACUAUGUCCCCCUCAAAUAUGAAGAGCCGCAGCGCAUAGAAGAUUCGAUGCUUCGGGACACACAGUCGACGGCUGCAAUGCUUGCUCAAUUCCAUCAAAAAAAUGCACUUAUACGACGCGUGCUCGACUCUACCACGACUUCCCGUCCUCCCCACAAUUUAUCCUCGCCAUGA